CUUCAGGUGGCGCAGAAAUUGCACGAGAGGGAGGUGAGGGAGAUUCUUGGAGGAGGACGAAGGGAUUGGAGAUUGGUGAAAAGGGGAGGGUCGUUGGCUACCAGCAGCAGUCGGACUCCGGAGCCCCAACACCAGCCAGCCAGCCAGCCAGCCUGCAAUCCAGACAGGCAGGCAAGACGAGCCACUUCGGCCAGACAGGCAUCGAUCCAGAGCCUGGGCAGAAAAGAAAUAGCACUCUGUCAUAAUUGGAGUUGCAUCAAGAAGUAGUAAAUAGAGGGCGGGCGUCUUGGUCGGCGGCUGGCUGGUUGGGGUCGCGUUUUUGGAGGUGCAGCAGCAGAAGCAGCAGCACCGGGGACAACACUCCAAGCGCCGUGCAGAAUUUGACGACAGAGCUGAUCGAGGGGACAACUGCUGAGCGGAGCAAUUACGCUUCUUCGCUCUGGGAGCCUCGGGGCCCUCCGUCUUUCUUAUUUGCGCUCGCGGUGUGAGGUUUACCUCCACUGCACGCUUGGACAGGAUUAGUGUAGGCCGUAGUGAGAAAGCAUAUUUCACUUGUGGAGGAGAUCUCGCUGCUUCUUGUGGCAAUUUGUAGUGCGGAAAGCGCAAUCCACAAGUGCGGAAGCAGGAAACCUGCGCGGUCGGCGGCUGAAGCAGCUCUCGUUCCAAGGAUAUCACAAACCUUCUCAAUUUGUCGAGCUUACCUCCUCCGGCUUUCAGUAACCCGGGGUUCGAGUCGUCUGAGUGAGGCGCUGUCAGGCGAGAACUCUCGCUUCUUUUCUUGAAAACAGGCAGUUGGUCUGUUCAAUCGUCGACAUGGAGCUCGACUGGUACUCCAGGGCCACCGUGAGCCCAACGUCUUCCCCAUCGACCACCUCCAGAUGGAGAACUAACGUCAAUGUGGCGGACUUUGAAAAGCAAACAUCCAGAUGGUUUUCCCUUUUGAACCUGAUGCAGGAUAGAGAUUUUUUCCGAGGAUCUGUUGUCGACGAGUGUCCUUCUCCACGGAGCAACAUGUCCUCUCCCAAGCAGAGAUCUCCCUCCCCGCCAUCGACACAACUCUCACCUCAGUGUGUUCGCUCGCUGACAGGGAAAGGUUCAUUGUCGUCGAAGUCUCACGUCUGCUUCGCCUGCGUGCUUCAUCACCAUGACUAGGUGUGGAAGUCCACGGGGACGAUGGCAGUGUGUAUGAGUAUGUAUACUACGACAAGCGGGAUUUUUGGACACGAGGUGUAAUAUAAGUAGGACAUUUAAAUUGGGAUCGGGUCAGAGGUGCCUUAGUGACUCCUUUACUGGGUUUUUUUUCCUUCUGAUUUUCAGUUCAGCUUCCUUCUCAACCUGAUGCGUGCAGGCAGCUGUGAUAUAUACGGUCUUAGAAUUUUCGCGGUUACCAUUGAUUCAGGGGAACCUUCCUACCAGUAAACGUUGGAUUCAAGUCAGGACCACAACAGAGGAACAUCUCGAAGGAAUCCUGGGGUGGUUCAGAUGAGCUUAUGAAAUGUGUCGGAUUCAGUCGAACGGUCUGUUGAUCGAGGACACAUCAAAGAUAUCCUUAGAGCGGUUUAUCAAGAAUCAUGCUGAAGAGAAAUCUUCAAAAACGCUCGAAGCAAUGGUGACCGAAACUUCAAAGUCGGAUUUGUUCUAGUGCGGAGGUCAUAUAGUUCAAGGUUGCAGAAGGCGCCGCACUGAUCAACUACGUCAGUCUCAUGCUGUCCGUCUGACAGUCAAGUUCAAAGUCUUCCUGCCACAGUGAUAUUUAGCGGGAGUUCUCGGAGAGCUCCGAAGAGUCAAUGUCUGCGCUGCAGCCGGAGAGGAUCCAGCUUCGCCAAUCUAUCUCAUCAUGUUUGAUCCUUUCCAUAUUAUGCUCAAGCUAAAAGCGUUGAGUGCUGCAUCGAGUGGUGAAAGCGACCCUCAUGUUUCAAGGGUGUUAGACUGCCAACUGUGAGACAAGACGAUGCGAGUCGUCGAUGCUGCCUGUUAGCAAAGAAAGGAAUUUACGGAGCAGUGAUUGACUUGCAUUUAGAGAUAUGAUUAGCAACUCUGAGCAGGAGUUGCGCCCGGCCUGCCACAUUGUUUCAUGUGAAAGUGUAACAUAUCAGCCCGAAGGGUUGGAAUUGCCAAUAAAUGGAACC
Messenger RNA from Marchantia polymorpha subsp. ruderalis, 2129 nucleotides. NCBI's taxonomy places the organism in Eukaryota, Viridiplantae, Streptophyta, Marchantiopsida, Marchantiales, Marchantiaceae. The record is from the annotation of a GenBank genome assembly.